AUGGCUGCGAACCCAGGGACUCAACUUUUACCUGGAGGGCUUCGGAUAUUCAGUUACAAGGAACUGUCUCAGGCGACACGUGGAUUCUCCGAAUUUGAGAAGUUUGGCGGGUCGUCGUUCUACCGAGGGUUCUUGCUCUGCCACGAGCACGGGCUCCAGGUGGCCAUCAAAAGGGUUUUCAUUUCAUCCAAAACAAGAGUGAAAAUCCUGGAGGUAAGCCUCCUCAGUGAGUUGAAGCAUCGCAACAUUGCCCAGUUGAUUGGGUGGUGUCACGAAGCCGAUGAGCUCUUACUUGUCUACGAGUUCUCGACGAAAGGCAGCCUCAGAGACCAUCUCUAUAGUUCAGGAUCCAUCCUGACAUGGCCAAUUAGGUACAAGAUCAUUCUUGGUGUAGGCGACGCCUUGCUCUACUUGCACCGUCAAUGGAGUUCGGUUGUCGUGCACGGGAACAUUAAGCCUAGCAGCGUUAUGCUUGACUCAUCCUUCAAUGCGAGGCUGGGGGACUUUGGGCUUGCAGGCAUGACUGAGUCGACUGAGUACGACUCCAUGGUAGUAUUGGGAACCAUUGGCUAUAUUUCCCCAGAGCUCGCCAGCGGCCACAUGUUGAGGUUCACCACUGAAACCGACGUCUACAGCUUUGGGGUCCUCCUCCUCGAGCUCGCCAGCGGUCGGCCGCCAAUCCUUCGCGGGGAGCACCAAGACAGAGACAGGGUUAAUCUCGUGUGGUGGGUCUGGAAGCUGUACGGGCGAGGCGCCCUCCUUGACGCAGCGGAUCCAGGCCUCCAUGGCGAGUUCGACGCAGAUCAGAUGGAGCGCGCGUUGAUUGUGGGCCUGUGGUGCGUGCACGAAGACUACCGCGACCGGCCAUCCAUGAACCAAGCGAUGACUGCGCUCCGCCACCUCGAAGAUCCACCGCCGCAACUAGAGCUACCCUCUGACAUAGCCGCUGGACAAGAGCUAACCACUACAUCAGAUGAUGAGAGUGUACAAUGA
Molecule: messenger RNA, 993 nt
Organism: Miscanthus lutarioriparius
Lineage: Eukaryota; Viridiplantae; Streptophyta; Magnoliopsida; Poales; Poaceae
Source: the annotation of a GenBank genome assembly